AUGUAUGAGUGCGAAACGACUACGCGCCGCGGCGCCGCGCCCGUCUCUUAUUUCGUCGUGAAAAGAAUCCUUCUUCUUCGCGAUCUCCACGCGCCGCACACACCACGCACACGCCGCCGCAGAGUCACCGACGCGCGCCGAUCCGCGCCGCGCGCACGUCAUCAUGAGGGACGUCAGGAUCCCCCGCGCUCGCGGCGGCGCGUCGAACGACGUCGCGUUCGACCUCGGCGACAGCCUCAAGGAGGGCCUCGGCGGGCUCAAGGACGCGGUGCGGGAUCUGGGGGAGGGACUCAAGGAAGCGAUCGAGGAAGCCGCGCGCGAGCAGCGGCGAAAGAUCGACGCCGAGGGCGAGAUGACGCCGUACGCCAAGGUCGGGUGGACGAUCGUCCUUGCCGCGUUGGCGUGGUACUGGUUGUCGUCGUGGUUCGGCGGCGGCGGCGGCGCGCGGAGCCGCGACGGCGAGCGCGGCGCGAGGAGCGCGGUGGACGAUUCCGCGCGCGAGCGGCAGCUCGAGGAGAUGCGGCGACGGCAGGCGGAGAGAGCCGCGGCGGCGGCGGUGGAGGCGCGCGAGCGCGCGGCCGACGCGGCCGACGCGGCCGCCGCGGCCCCGGCCGCCGCGACCGCGUCGCGGAGCGCGUCCACGGCGGCGAUUUCGCGCGAGCGCGAGGUCGCGGCGUCGCGGGCGGCGGCGGAUGCGAAGACGGCGGCGGAGGAGGAGGAGAAGCGCGCGCGGGCGAGCGCGGAGGAGGACGCGGUGGGCGCGGCGAGGGAGCGCGCGCGGAGAGCGUUCUUGGAACGUCAGCAGGCGCUGCUCAGCGCGGCGAGCAGGAGGGCGCGGGACGAGACGCGCGAUGCGACGGCGGCGGACUGACGUCGAGUUCGAGUUUCGGAUCGUCGUCGUCGGACGCGUCGCCUCGGAGCGUGCCGUGCCGUUCGUCUACUGUACGCAGUCUGCGACGCGUCGCUCAGCGACCUACUAGGGCCUAAUACACGUACCCCCCCAGCUCGGCGUCGAACGCCAUCGGGUUCCUGAUGAGCAGCGACGCGACCACCUCCGGCUUCUUCCUCUCCGGGAACUUAGGGUCGUUCCAUACGAGCGAAUGUCGGGGUGCGGUUGAAAGGCGUCAGUUGGAGUUGAAAGGCGUCGAUGGGGGGGAUUGAAAGCUAGGGGUGGGCGGAGAGAGACGACGGCAAAAGUCCUUAAGGAUCGGCGUCCACCUCGCGAACGGGGUCGUAUGGGGACUAGUGUAUAGAACGCACCUUAGCCGUCAAGAGCA
Molecule: messenger RNA, 1277 nt
Organism: Micromonas pusilla CCMP1545
Lineage: Eukaryota; Viridiplantae; Chlorophyta; Mamiellophyceae; Mamiellales; Mamiellaceae
Exons: 1
Coding region: 1-987 (328 amino acids)
Source: RefSeq, a predicted model, not a curated record